Astrephomene gubernaculifera is the source of this 5522-nucleotide messenger RNA. The record is from the annotation of a GenBank genome assembly. Lineage: Eukaryota; Viridiplantae; Chlorophyta; Chlorophyceae; Chlamydomonadales; Astrephomenaceae.
UGCCUUGCCUACUCGGUAGCAAGCAGCUGGACUCAUGCUACCACUUUUGCAUCCUGUUCCACUUCGCCUGUCAAACACAGUCUUACGGUUGCGAGGUUGCACGGGUGCCACGUCCCGAGCCAACUCGGCAACAGGUCUCCGGCAGUAUGUUAAUAUGCAAUCCCAGGGAGCUGCGAACAGCAGCCCGUUCGAUCCCCAGCAACCUAGCGGGUCAAAGCUACAGGACUUCUUUACAGCUGCCCGCCGCGCCGUGUUGCGCGGCAUGGUGAAUGAUGCGCACCCCGAGACAGUAACUCAAUUGGCCCAGAUGAUGGGCGAGAUCUCGCUGGAGGAGCUGGGCAUGGACCCCGACAUGGUGUCCGACCCCUACCUGGGGGCGCUCAAGCUGCGGCUGCGGGACAGCCGCAUCAAGUACAUGCGCAUCUACGAGGACUCCAGCCUCACUUUCGGCCUCUUCUGCUUCCCCGCGGGCGCCACCAUCCCGCUACACAACCACCCGGGCAUGACGGUCUUCUCCAGGCUGCUGUUCGGGCGGCUGCGGGUGAGCGCGUACGACUGGGAGGUGCAGCCCGCGGAGCCCAUCACGCACGGCUCGGCGCGCGCGCGCCUGGUGUGCGACGCGGUGGUGGAGCCCAGCUCGCCGCCGGUGGUGCUGUUCCCGGCGUCAGGCGGCAACCUGCACGAGUUUACCGCCGAGACUCCCUGCGCGGUGCUGGACCUGCUCACGCCGCCCUACGAGCCGCCCCAGCGCAACUGCACCUACUACCGCCUGCACGCGCCGCCGCUGGGGUGGCCGGUGGGCGCGGGGGGGCCGCGGGGCAGCCGGAAGGCGGCGGUGGCGGCCCCCAAGAUGGCGGUGGGGGACAUUGUGGAGCUGGAGGUGUUUGACCCGCCGGACAGCUUCGAGGUGGUUUCGGGGCUGUACCCGGGGGACCCGGUGUCGGUGUGAUGGGCCCUAUGCAGAGCCGCCGUGUGGAGCGAUCCGUCUGUUGCAGGGCGGCAGCAUACGGUGGAAGACGAAGAGACGGAAGAACGGUGGCUGCGGUGUUGAGCGGGUGGUGGGAUCCUUGUGGUUUGGGCAGGUGGGCCUGGGAAAUUGUGAUUUGGGGCGGGAACCUGUUCUCGAGUGCCAUGAGAACGGAUGUGUAAUGGUGCCACGAUGUUGGCACGUCUGCGUGUAUUUCCGCUGUGGCAGAAUGGAUGUACGAAGAUUGAGUUGUACCUAUAUGGCAUACUGCUUGGUCCCGUUCUCUCGGAGCAUAAGGGCUGCGCGCUCGUGGUUCGGCGCGCACAUUCAUGCCAGAGGCCCCUUGCUACAUGUUGCGAUAUGCAUAUUGUGCCCAAGACGUGCCUCGCUUUGAAGCGCUGGGUUUACUCCGUACUUCAUUAAGCGUGUCAGCCACACAUGUUAUUGUCGUACGUGCCUGCGAUGUAUCGUUUCUGCAGGCCAGUGUGCCAUGUAGAAUGUGUCGCUCUCUUAUGACGUGUAGUAUACGUGAAUUCGGUUGCAAGGAAGUACCAAAGAACUUGCAAGCAUGGAACUCGUCAACUGCAAUGUCAUGUGAACAUAUGUUUUGAUGUAUUAAUCCUGUAGCUGUACUGUGGUCAUCCAAUUUGCUUGCGGUCUUGGUUCUUGUAAAGGUCCGAUAAGGAAUUUACGCUUAACUGACCGGCCACAUGGCGCAAACAGAGCAAGCAGCAUCGGAUGAAAGGUGCAAUGAUUUUGCAGCUUCCAACCAGGUCUCGCCGGCUGAAGCCGAGGAGGUUGUCUUGGACGGAAGGAGAAUCCUUGAACAGACUACGGCAGAACCGCAAACGGAGCCGAGCGGAGCGGCUCCACAGGCUGAAAGUAGUGGCCCAAGCGAUGCAUCUCCGGUUCCUUUGGUUCCUCCUGAAGACUGCGUCGCGGUUACUCAGGACCGUGGAGUUUUAAAGAAGAUUCUCGAGCAUGGCGAGCCCGGCGACAAGCCGUCCUUGCAUGCAAGAUGCCUUAUACACUAUGUGGGCUACCUGGCUAGCAGCGGCGAGGUGUUCAUGGACACACGGAAAGACCGUGAGACUGAGGACCCGGCGGUGGUGGUGGCGGGCAGGACCGCCGCCGCCCAGGAGACGGGUCUGUGCCUGGCCGCCGCCUCCAUGACCCGAGGCGAGCGCGCGCUGGUGUACGUGCAGGACCCGGUGUACGGGUACGGCAGCGUGGGCAGCUUCAGCUUCCCCUGCGUGCCGCCGCACUCGCAGCUGGUGUACGACAUGACGCUGCUGGACUGGGAGGGGAUAGAGGAGACCGACAACGACGGCGACCGCGCCAGCCUGCUGUUCGAGGAGCGGCUGGAGCGGGCGGAGCGGCGGCGGGAGGCGGGCAACGGGCUGUACCGGGAGGGAAGGUUCAAGGAGGCGCUGGCAAAGUAUGCGCUGGCUCUUUCCUACAUGGACGAGGACUUCAUGUACCAGUUGGAGGGGCGCUACCUGGACGCGGCGGAGGCGGUGAAGCUGCGCAUCCACCUAAACAUGGCGGCCAGCCAGCUCAAGACGGGAGACUACAACACCGCGAUUUACAACUGCGGACAGGUGUUGUCCCUCGACCCGCGCAACGUGAAGGCGCUGUUCCGGCGGGGCACUGCGCGGCACCGGCUGGGGCGGAGCGAGGAGGCGCUGCAGGACCUGGAGGCGGCGUGCAGGAUCGACCCCGCCGACCCCGCCCUCAAGGCCGAGCUCCGAGCCAUCCGUGCCACCCUGCAGCAGGAGCGCCUCGCGCAGCGGGAGCUCUACAAGAGCUUCAUCAAGCCCACACCCGCAGCACCCGCAACUACAACCACACCAGCAGCUGCUGCGCCUGCGGCAGCGCAGCAGCCAACUGCAGCGGAAGCCGGUAGCAGCGCGGCUGCAUUGGACGGGAAUGCGGCGGCGGCGGCGGCGGCGGGUGGUACCUCCACUGGCGCCGCCACGCCGGCGGAUGCUGCGGAUGCUACCCAGUCGGGGGCGCCGUCGACAGUAGCGAAGCGUCCCGCCGCCGCCGCCGCAGCAGCAGCGGCGGCGGCUGCAGGGCAGAGGGGAGCCAAGGGUAACCAGCAGGCGGCACGGAAGCGGGAAGGAAGCAGUGGUGCUGGUGCUGGUGGUGCUGGUGGUGGCAGGGGCAGCAAGGUGGUUUCAGCUAUUACAGGGUCUGUUGCAGUGGCGGGUCGGCGGGUGGUAGCGCUGCUGGCGGUGUGGUGGUCGGUGCUGCUGGCGGCGGUGAUGAUGCGGCGGGGCAGGCGGGGGGUGCCGGUGCAGCGGCGGGCGCGCGGAGGGAGGUCGUGAGGGCGGCGCGGGUUUCCCCUACGCGUUUUCCCCUGGGGUGCUGCAUCCUAGGAGGGAAGGCCGGGGAUGGUUUUGUUGAUGGAUUUCGCGGAUUUGUCCGGUCGAGGUGCUUGCGGAAUACCAGUGUUCCUAGAUAUAGGAUUGGGGAUAGUUUCCUUAAGCUGUACCGAAUACCGAAUAAUCGCAGGAUGAGAGGUACCGUGCUGUAUGCAUGGCCGAUAGGCCCGACGUGCGUGUGGUUGGGGACGGUCCACGGAACCAGGGCUUUGCAGGCGGGCUAAGGUGAUACCCGUGUAGUGGAGGAGACCGGAGCGUAGUGGGGUAUAGUAGCAUAGGUAGCAUUGCGUAGCUUGCAGCUACUGGUACAGAGCGUACAGCAUCUAUCUUUGCCGAGGAGGUGCUGUACAUCCCGGUCACUAUAGAUGGAAUGAAACAGGGAAUGAGGAGGUCAGCGGAGGUUACAGUGUGAGGGUAAGGGGGGGAUGUCACGGGUGUCGUUGUAUCUAUCCGGGGCAGGCAGGAUACAAUGCAUAUGAUCGCGAUCCCUUAGUAGUAUAUAAGUGGCAAAGAAUGGUGUUAAAUUCCAGGGCGGAGGUCGCCGUUGGGAACAAUAUCUCGCAGGUUGAUGAGAGAUCAUCAGUGACUCGCACGGCAAUAAUCGGGGUGUAACCGGAUAGCAGGAUGCUUGUAUUAGAUGAUAUUGGUUCUUCUUCAACCUGUUAGGAAAAUUCUGGGCACUCCUAAAAGACUACCGGUAAUGCCCUCGCCAGCCCUCGCUUGGCGGGUAGGGCUCCGCACGUGAUUGGCGGAAGCCGAUUGAAAUAUCGCUUCGUGAGCUAGAAUAUGUUUUGUAUCAGGGCAGCUUUACUUUUGUGUGCCCCGCUCCUUGCGGCUCUGGCGAGCGCACAGGGGUCGGGGCAUGCCUACCGAACAUCUAUCAUAUCUGCUGGUGGCCAGCGCGUCCUGUGGACGGUAUCAAGUAUAGAGUCAGCACGUACCGAAGAAGAUACAUGCACCGCCGUAUCCGUGUUUAAUAGGACAGGAGGAGUCCUACUCUGGCGCAAUGUCGAGCUAGGCGAUGCGAGCCCAGGUCUACGCCACGUCUAUUCAACACCAGGGAAAGGCCAUAGCCUUAGCGCAGUUAACAUAAAUACCGGCAAGCAGAAAUGGGUCUUCCCACGGCGUCCGGGCAUCUUCAGUCGUCGGGACCCUCUUGGCCUUCCAGCUAAGGCCACGUUUUCCGGCACUGUGGAGGGAGCUUUCUCCUCCUCACACAGCUUCUCCAGCACACCAAGCGCCUCCCGCCGUGUGCUCCGCGCGCUAGCUUCCAGCCCCGACGCCCCACACGACCGCCAAACAUGGCUGGUGCUGGUCGCCUCCCACAACCCCGGCAACCACCUCUUUGCAGUCUCCGAAGAAACCGGUCAGCUUCAGUGGCAGAUCACGCUGCCGCCCGGCGACAACAUCACGUCCCUCCACCUCCCGCCCGACCUCCCCGGCCUGCUGCUGCUCUCCGUUGCCACCGCUAGCGAUGACUCCACCGGCCCUGCGGGCGCCAUGGUCGCGGUCUACCUCUCCAGCGGAGCCACACGUUGGGCCACCGGCCCCAUGACCGCCGGCGCACCCUCCCUGGCCCUAGCCACCGCCGCCUUCCUGGUGGUCCGCGGGGAGCCGGAUGCGGACCUGGUGCAGACGCUGUACGGCCUGCAUGCGCUGACGGGCGCCGUGGUGUGGACCAAGGACUGCAGCGGCGGCUGUGCCGUACUUGAGGUGGACGAGCGUACGGCAGUUAUUGCGUCGUACGGAUUCAUGGUUAGCGAGCUGGAGGCGGUGGAGCUGCAGAGCGGCAGGGUGCUGUGGAGGGGUGUGGACAGUGCCGCGGAGCCGCAGCUGGCGUGUUCGGCGGUGGUGGUGGUGCACCGGCAGCUGUUCUUCGGCUGCCCCUGCGGCGAUGAUGAGGAUGAUGACGCGGAUGAUGGGGAUGGGGAUGGGGAUAAGGAUGGCGGCAGCGCGGACGAACACAGAGGCGACGUAAGCAACGCGGAGGGCGACCACCACCACCACCGCCGGGGGCUCCAGGCGGACUCCAAACACGCCGCCGCCACCGUCGUCGUCAGCGCUGCCAGCAGCAACUCCUCCUCCUCUCCCCCCUCCUCCUCCUCCCCCUCCAGCGGCGGGCUGUGUGCCUACUGUGUGUCCGCUGAGAGCGGCUCUGCGGUGUGGCG